Aspergillus affinis is the source of this 2076-nucleotide messenger RNA. RefSeq lists its product as uncharacterized. Bases 1 to 2076 code for a protein of 691 amino acids. The transcript is spliced from 4 exons. NCBI's taxonomy places the organism in Eukaryota, Fungi, Ascomycota, Eurotiomycetes, Eurotiales, Aspergillaceae. The record is from RefSeq and is a predicted model, not a curated record.
AUGGUCCAACUCUGGGAAGAGCAUUGCCAUCGGGGCAGUGAGCCACAACAGCAAAAACUGGCAGAUAUCCUCGACAUUGUGUUGGAAACUUCUCAGGGCGGGUUUUUCCUUCUUCUCGAUGCUCUGGACGAGUGCCCCUCGACAGAUCAUGACGAACGGAGCUCGCUCUUGCAAUUCCUUGAGGAGCAUUUGGGAAGACAUCGAGCCAAAAUUCACAUUCUCGCCACGAGCCGACUAGAGCCAGAUAUACGCCCAAGGAUGGAGCGAUAUCAAAGCGUGAGUCUGGAGACUGGAUUGGAGGAAGAUGUGGAAACUUUUGUUCGCGCUCAAGUUGUCCAUGGCAAAUUGUCAGAAUGGGGUGAGUCAGUUAAAAAGCGGACCCUAGAGAAAUUGCUUGAUAUUCCGGAACGGUAUGUUCAACUGGGUGCGUUUGGCUGCUUUAGAUCAGGAUUAAAUGUGGCCUUACUCAUUCCUGGAGCUGCAACCGCCUCUGGUUUAUGCAUCGGAAAUGGGAUUGAAACCAACAGUCGAAACGUUCCACAGGGCGCCAGUCCUAUGGAACCAGCUCUGUGUGGACCGCCCAACGCAUUGGAUAUAGCCGCGAUACGAGGCUACCUCGAGGUUCUGGAGUUGUUGCUGAAUAAAAUGGAUGAGAUACCUCUAAGAGUGACAGAAAUCAUUCUGGAGUCUAUUCGUGUCAUCGAGGCCGACAGGGACAAUUUGGCAGUCAUUUUGGACCUGCUUUGGGACAAGGGUGCUUUGCAUGAUCAAUCAAGAGCAUCGCACGCGAUCAUUGACAAGAGGCUAGUUGAAAGAGCAGCUAGCAAUCUGGACUCGGGCCAGAUACUCAUGGAGCAGCUUCUGGAUCGAAAAGAGAAAAUGGGCGUCAAGAUAACUGAAAACUUGUUAUUGGCCGUGAUUAGCAAUCAUGAGCACGGCGAAGAAAUCAUGGACUUGCUUUUCGAUAAGUGUGACCCGGAGAUACGUGAAGGAGCAAAGCUUUUGGGCAAAUUGUUGGAUGUAAGGAAGGGAUCUGGUUCGCGCCUUGUAUCAGAUCAAUUGAGCCAGAUGCCGGGGAACAAGAUGCCCGAGACCGAACAGAAAUACAUCGUGCGGCUUCCGGCCGAUGGAUACCACGAUGUCUUCAAGAUCCCGCCGGUAAUUUACCGGCUUUGUGGUCAGACCUACCAUCGGGAUGAAGAAUACAGAUACCGAUGCUGGACAUGCUGCCAGGUCAUCAAGGGGAGUCGGCAGUUUACAGUGCAUGUUAUGUUUCAUGAGCACUGCGGAUUCAAAAUCGGUUUGAAAUCGUCAUGGAUAAGCGGCAAACGCAGUAAGAGUCGUAAAUGGACUCUUCCUUUCGACGAGGACACGGUUCUUCGUUAUGAUGGUCCGUUUGUGUUUCUUGAUCUCCCACCUGAGUUGCGAAUCAUGGUGUACAGGUAUCUUAUCUGUUUCGAGGAAGUGAAAUUUUCAGAAGAUAUCCCAUACUGGAGAAAAACCAAACGUCGUCGAGAUGGGCACUGGUGGCAAUAUAAUCUCUACGACAAUUUGCUGGCCAUCACGGCCGUAAACCGUCAGAUCUACCACGAAGCCCGACGGACAUUCUACACGGAGAACAGGUUCUUAUUUGAAAAUUUCGAAGCCCUCCCUGUUUUUCUGGUCGGAAUCGGAGUGCACAACACCAGGCUCUUGCGCUCCGUGUGCUGCAGGACCAAAUCGGGACCGGUCAAAGACUACACCGAUCUCAUUCGGGCAUGUGUGAACCAAGCGGCCACCAUGGAGAGAAAUACGGUAAAUGAAUAUUACUUCGAGGCCCAGCUUGUUGAGGACCUGUAUCUGAAUCUCCCGGACCCAGACACCCUGAAACCUGCUUUCUUGCCGUAUGAUAGGUGGAGUGGUUAUUAUCGCCGGCUGCGUCCGGACAGUCCAUCCGUCCCGGAUUGCUCGUUUCGAAUGCGUUUCGGGCUCAGGGCCACCGUGCGACAGAAGGGCAAAGGUGGAGUAAAUGUCGAUAAAAACUAUCUGGUGGCAUUUGAAUUAUGCAAGCAGAAUAUGCGAGUGAGGAGGCCUUGA